AUGUCCAAGCCAACAGAGUCUGAGACUGACACCACCCCUCAAACAAGAGAGGCAGCCGCGACUCCGGACUAUGCUACUGUUGAACUGGCACCUCCCCCUGACGGCGGCUAUGGCUGGGUUUGUCUGGCUUGCUGUUUUUCAAUCAAUUGUUUCACCUGGGGCGCUGUAGCGUCUUAUGGCGUCUUUCUGUCGUAUUAUCUGACCGUCGACGCCUUUCCCGAGUCUCGCCCUCUCGACUAUGCCUUCAUCGGCAGCUUCAACUUUGGCAUUGCCAUGCUUGCAGCUCCCCUAAUCACACGCCUCGCUCGCUCAUUCGGCAUCAAACUCCCCAUGCUGGCGGGCGGGGUCAUGUUCGGAGGGGGUUUUAUUGCGGCGUCUUUCGCAACACAGAUCUGGCAUCUCUACCUCUCUCAAGGCGCUCUGGUCGGCCUGGGUGUCGGCUUCGUCUAUGUGCCCAGCAUCGCAGUCCUCUCCCAAUGGUUUGCCAGACGGCGGAGUCUUGCGAACGGGAUCAGUGCGGCCGGGUCUGGCAUUGGAGGUCUGAUGUUCUCUUUCGCGAUCGGCGCCAUGAUUGAACACCUGGGAAUCGGAUGGGCGCUGAGAAUCACCGGCAUCAUCGCGCUGCUGGCCAACCUGGUCGCUGCGGUCUUCAUCCGCGACCGCAACAGCGUCAUUCGCCCCAAACAGCACCCGUUCGACCUGGACCUGGUCUCGCGCAUCGACGUGUUGUUGCUCCUCUCCUGGGCCUUCCUCAGCAUGUUGGGCUACAUCGCCCUGCUUUACUCGCUCUCGGACUUUUCGCUCUCCAUCGGCCUGUCCCGCCAGCAGGCGACGCAGGUGACUGCAUUUCUCAACAUGGGAACCGCAUUGGGACGACCCUGCAUUGGUGUCGCGAGUGACCGUUUUGGCCGGUUCGGGGUCGCCACGAGCCUCACCCUCAUCUGCGGCCUCGCCUGCCUGGUGAUCUGGAUCCCUGCCACGUCGUUCGGGGUCACGGUGUUUUUUGGGAUCCUGAGCGGUGCAAUCCUGGGGGUUUUCUGGAUGUACCUCUCUAGACAAUCGGUCCCCUCUGCGUCGAAGUCGCUGGUCUAA
Fonsecaea pedrosoi CBS 271.37 is the source of this 1092-nucleotide messenger RNA. RefSeq lists its product as uncharacterized. Gene Ontology annotation, biological process: transmembrane transport. Bases 1 to 1092 code for a protein of 363 amino acids. The transcript has 3 exons. Gene Ontology annotation, molecular function: transmembrane transporter activity. NCBI's taxonomy places the organism in Eukaryota, Fungi, Ascomycota, Eurotiomycetes, Chaetothyriales, Herpotrichiellaceae. The record is from RefSeq and is a predicted model, not a curated record.